Messenger RNA from Uloborus diversus, 1318 nucleotides. RefSeq names its product procathepsin L-like. Bases 95 to 1108 code for a protein of 337 amino acids. The record is from RefSeq and is a predicted model, not a curated record. Gene Ontology annotation, cellular component: lysosome. Gene Ontology annotation, molecular function: cysteine-type endopeptidase activity. The transcript is spliced from 9 exons. Lineage: Eukaryota; Metazoa; Arthropoda; Arachnida; Araneae; Uloboridae.
UUACAUAGAAAUUCCAUAUAUAAGCCUCCACUUUUUCCAGUAAAUUAUUUUAACUCCUUCUCUCAUCGUUGAACUUUCUGGGAUAGCUGAAAAGAUGGCUAAAACAAUGCAACUUCUUGCGGUUUUUGCUGUGACAGUUCUUGGAAUUAAUGCAGCCUCAGCUCCAUUUGAUCCUUUCUUUCAUGAACAUUGGGAAAACUUCAAGCGAGUUUUCCACAAGGAAUACAACGGAAGAGAUGAAACUGCACGCCGAAUGGUAUGGGAAAGUCACGUCGCGGAAGUCAUCAAACACAAUUUGGAAUACGAUCUUGGUCUCCACACUUACAGAAAAGGAAUAAAUGAAUAUGCUGACCUUACUCAUGCGGAAUUCGUUAAAGCUUUCAAUGGUUACCGAUCAAGUGGCAAGGUGCUCAAUAGAUCCAACAGCACUUUCAUUGAACCGUUCAACAUUGAUUUGCCAGCUACAGUCGACUGGAGGAAACAAGGACUCGUUACUGGUGUCAAAAAUCAGGCACAAUGCGGGUCUUGCUGGGCGUUUUCCACUACUGGUUCUUUAGAAGGCCAGCACAAGAAAGCAACUGGAAAUCUCGUCUCUCUGAGUGAGCAAAAUCUGGUUGACUGCUCUGGUCCUGAAGGUAAUAUGGGAUGUGAAGGUGGACUUAUGGAUCAAGCUUUUGCAUAUAUAAAACAAAAUGGCGGCAUCGAUACUGAACAAUCCUAUCCAUAUACUGCUGAAGAUGGAACCUGUCACUACAAAGCUUCUAGCAGGGGUGCUGGUGUCACAGGAUACGUUGACAUUCCAUCCGGAGAUGAAGCUGCUCUGCAGAAAGCUGUUGCUACUGUUGGACCAAUCUCCGUUGCCAUCGAUGCAAGUCAAGAAAGCUUCCAACUUUACCAAGGAGGCAUUUAUAAUGAGCCACAAUGCAGCAGCCAAUUUUUAGACCACGGUGUUCUUGCUGUUGGUUAUGGAACAGAAAAUGGCGUCGAUUACUGGCUGGUGAAGAACAGUUGGGGAACAACCUGGGGAAAUCAAGGUUACAUCCAGAUGUCCAGAAACAAGAAUAAUCAGUGUGGUAUUGCUACUCAAGCGAGUUAUCCUCUUGUCUGAAGUAUAUCACGUUGUGGUGCAUUGAAAAAAGCGUAAAGUUGAGCUUAUUGGUGCUAUUCCUACAGACAGUUAUUUUGAACGUAAUUCACGGAGAUUAAAUUUAACUGUAUUGUUUUAAUGAACGCAUGUAUGUGAAUGUGUGUGAGUAGUCCUUUUCUGCAGAAUUUGUUUCGGAAGACAAUCUCAACUUGAAACUAAUAAAAAUACUCU